Lepus europaeus (European hare) is the source of this 962-nucleotide messenger RNA. It is a transcript of the gene CRIP2, whose product is annotated as cysteine rich protein 2. The record is from RefSeq and is a predicted model, not a curated record. The transcript has 8 exons. Lineage: Eukaryota; Metazoa; Chordata; Mammalia; Lagomorpha; Leporidae. The coding region runs from base 58 to 681 and encodes 207 amino acids.
GGCGGCGGCGCGGAGACGGCGCGGGCGGAGGGCGCGGGCCGACUGGGCGCACCGACAAUGGCUUCCAAGUGCCCCAAGUGCGACAAGACCGUGUACUUCGCCGAGAAGGUGAGCUCCCUGGGCAAGGACUGGCACAAGUUCUGUCUCAAGUGCGAGCGCUGCAACAAGACGCUGACGCCAGGCGGCCACGCCGAGCACGACGGGAAGCCCUUCUGCCACAAGCCCUGCUACGCCACGUUGUUCGGGCCCAAAGGCGUGAACAUCGGCGGUGCCGGCUCCUACAUCUAUGAGAAGCCCCCGGCCGAGGGGCCUGCAGUCACCGGCCCCAUCGAGGUCCCCGCCGCCCGACCUGAAGAGCGGAAGGCGAGUGGCCCCCCCAAGGGGCCCAGCAAAGCCUCCAGCGUCACCACCUUCACCGGGGAGCCCAACGUGUGCCCUCGCUGCAACAAGCGGGUGUAUUUCGCCGAGAAGGUGACGUCGCUGGGCAAGGAUUGGCACCGGCCGUGCCUGCGUUGCGAGCGCUGUGGGAAGACGCUGACGCCGGGCGGGCACGCGGAGCACGAUGGCCAGCCCUACUGCCACAAGCCCUGCUAUGGAAUACUCUUCGGACCCAAGGGAGUGAACACCGGAGCAGUGGGCAGCUACAUCUACGACGCCCCUGAAGGCCAAGUGCAGCCCUAGGCACCAGCCAGUCUCAGGAGCAGGGCCCCUCGGCCUCGAUCCCCGCUGGGCUCUGCCUGGCCCAGCGUCCCCCUGCCAGCUGGUGGGCGCUGGAGCAGGAGGGAGCCACCCCCUGCCUGUCCUUGCCCCCGCGGGUCCCCGGAGGCUCUCUCUCCUGCCACCUCCUCCCAUGUUAUUUAUGCCCCCCCAUGCUUCACAGCGCCCCUCACAAGCACCCCUCACUCUCACGUGGGCCACACCCAGCCGCGCAGACCUGUGCUGUCAAUAAAGUGUGGAGGACA